This is a messenger RNA of Anthonomus grandis grandis, 1933 nucleotides long. RefSeq names its product ileal sodium/bile acid cotransporter-like. Gene Ontology annotation, cellular component: membrane. The transcript is spliced from 9 exons. The coding region runs from base 180 to 1562 and encodes 460 amino acids. Lineage: Eukaryota; Metazoa; Arthropoda; Insecta; Coleoptera; Curculionidae. The record is from RefSeq and is a predicted model, not a curated record.
AAUUCCCACUUAUUCCAAGGCACAUGAUGAUCCUUCCACACGGCAACAAGGUUGGUUCGUGGAAAGGAAAGUGAUUUAAAUUUAAAUAAGAAUCAAUGGCCAAUGCUGUGUAAUAAUGUGCAAGAAGUUCAAUCUGUGACUGAAAUAUUAGAUAGGAUUAUAGCCGUCAAAUGUAAAAGAUGUGUCCUAUAUCCGGUUUCCUGCAAUCUUUAAUAGUCAUAUUUACAUUGCUCCUGGUAUGUCAUGCAGUACUAGUCAAGAGCUACCUGAGCAUAACCUUCAACCCGAAGAAUGUUACUCUUUUUAUGUAUGAUAACGUCACUGUGGAGUAUAAUGUAACUAAUACUGAUGGACUUACCGAAUGUGUUCUCUAUAGCGAGAAUCUGCACGUCGCCUUUAUCGAAAAAGAAAUUGUACUGCGCCAUCCGAACCAAACGGGGUCUUUUAACUUAACAGGAAACUUUUUAGGCCAAACCGUGAUAUCUUGCAAAAACAAGUUGACCAACGAAAAAGCCAGCGAAAACCACCUCAAAGUGAAAUGUCUCAGGAAACAGCGACUUAUAGACCGAAUUUUCACCGGAUCCACUGCAACCUUAGUGGCAAUUAUUUAUAUUAACUUCGGUUGCGUGGUUCAAUGGGCCGAAUUAAAGAAUCUCAUUAAAAAACCCGUUGGGCCAGUCAUAGGGUUUUGUGGUCAGUUCAUUGUUAUGCCACUGCUCAGUUAUAUAAUCGGUUAUCUAUUAUUCCCCAAUGAUCCCGCCAUGCGAUUAGGAAUGUUUUUCACCGGAGUAUCACCGGCAGGGGGCGCCUCGAACAUAUGGACCGCCAUCUUGGACGGUAAUAUAGAUCUGUCAAUUUUAAUGACUACUAUUAGUACCAUAGCCGCCUUCGGUAUGAUGCCCGUGUGGCUUUUUACUUUGGGCAGGACCAUUUUUACUGAUGCUCACUUAGAGGUUCCUUAUGGUCACAUCUCGAGCUACGUGUUCGCCUUAGUAGUUCCUUUAACAAUCGGUUACUUAAUAAAUAGAUACUUGAAGAAAACUGGUGCAUUUUUAGGCAGGAUAUUAAAAGGAUUCUCCUCCCUUUUAAUAUUGUUCAUCAUCAUAUUCGCUAUUGUGACGAAUUUGUAUUUAUUCGAGCUUUUUUCGUGGAGAAUUGUGGUGGCUGGCAUGGGUCUGCCAUGGUUAGGGUAUUUACUGGGUUACAUUUUAGCGAAAAUUUUCAAACAACCCGCCCCGGAUGCUCUCGCUAUUGCAAUCGAGACCGGAAUACAAAAUACCGGAAUCGCGAUAUUUUUGUUGCGGUUCGCUUUGGAACCGCUGCAUGCAGAUCUUACUACAGUCGCGCCCGUUUCAGUGGCAAUAAUGACACCGUUUCCACUAACUGUCAUUUAUCUUUACAAAAAACUACGGGCACGUGAAAUUAAUUUUGUUCCCAGAUUCGCACCUCCGUAUCAAAAAACCGACGGGACGGAUCUCUGUCCGAGACGUCAAAGUUCAUUGAGCCAAACCUACAGACAAACGACCGGCAAACAGGACAGCGCGGUAGCAUGUCUGAGCUAAACAGACAAAUUAAUAAUUUGCUAUAGUGGUAGUUACCAAUGUCAAUGUCAAAAUUUAAGAAAGCUUUAUUUGUUAUGCGGCAAAGUACGAAUUUAUACAGUUUUUCGAGGACAUUCUUUCAUAUUGAAGUUUUUAUUUAUUAAAUCAUAUGAAGCUGUAUAGUAUCUCAAACCAAAAUUUGUAAUGUUUUUAGCUCUAAUUUGGUUGUAAAUUUAGCUCAUUUUUUCGAAUAGUAUUGUCCUUAAAACUGAAUGUUAGUUAUUUUUGGAAUUAAGAAAAGUAUAUUUAUACAGUCAUGUACACUAUUAGUAUUAUUUAUAAAAAGAUAUGUGCGCGAAAUAUUUUGUUAAUAAAGUUAUACGAGUUGAUGA